AUUUCACUCUGUCGAUCGAGCUAUUGUUUGUUGCUUAACAUUAUUGCUGUACAAAUAAGAUGGGGGCUCAGCAAAGUAAGAACGAACCAUCCAGCGUGGAUGACUCAGCGAUUUUAUUUCAAGCGUGGAAAGGCUUGAGAUGUUCGCAGUGUAAGAAAUACCUCUCAGUACCUCCGAUUUUUACGAUCGAUGAAGUCAAUAACAUAUGCGGAAGAUGCACUUCGUAUCACCUAACGGGUACUAGAAACCAACUUUACGAAAACCUGGCGAAAGUUCAACAGUUUCCGUGCAGCUUAUCCAAAAAUUGUAAUGAGCGACUAAAAUGGGAACAGGUCCUCGCCCACGAAGAAGUAUGCGAAUUUCGACCCAUCGUCUGUCCACAUUUGGAAUGCAAUGAUGUUAUGGAAGUGCGAAGAGUUGGUCAGCAUUUCAGCGAAAACCAUAAAAUCAUUAAAUCUGGAAGUUUCGAGCUAUCAUUACCCGAUACUUCCACAAUAUAUUUAAGUGAAUUCGAUAAAAACACUUUCCUGAUUGGCAUUUUUAUCUAUGAAGAUGCCGUAGGCAUCAAAGUGUCUUCUCUUCUCAUUGGCAAGUUGGAUCAUAGCUUUUGCGUGACGCUUUAUGUCAAUAAAAAUUCUAUCGAGCUUCGGGAAUCAUCUAUCAUCAGACCUUGGCUGGAAAAAGAAAAAAAUCUAAUGUCCGAGCCACAGUUUGCGUGGAAGAAGACAUCCCUCGAAAAUAUCUUUAAAAAUUGUCAUUUUAAUGAAUUAAAAGUACAUUUCAAUUUAUCUAAAGAUAUCGAGCUAGGGUCAAAGAAAAAUCUAUUGAUUAGCAUUCUUCAAUGUCCAGUUUGUUAUAACGAAAUGAAAACGGAUAUCAUCAAUUGUCCACGGGGUCAUUCUAUCUGUUCAGAUUGUUAUAGACAAAUAACUAAAAAGGAAUGUCCUACCUGUCGGGUGUCGUUCACAAAUGAUCCGGGAAGAAAUUAUGUUCUGGAAGCUGUGAGCCGGGAAAUAUUUGAAAAUUAGCCUAUUUCAGACAAACUGGAUAAACAUAAUAAAUAUAAUUAAUUUGCGAUAUUUCCGUACUUCAUUCUGACUCAGUUGGGAGUCGUUUGGGGCAAAGGAUUUCAAUUACAUUUUUAGAAAUAGGAUAAUUUUAAAUAUUUGCAUUUAUGCACGGCGAACUGAGUUUUCUUCUCAAACUCACAAAUUUUGAUGUAGAAACCAAACUCAUGUUUUGAAAACAGGCUUGUUAAAAACUUUAUUUCUUUAUGAGUAGCGUAUGGAAAAUAGUACAUAAUUUAUUCAAAACAAACUUAUUGUGUAGUAUAUUAAAUGCGCAAGUACGACGUAACAUUAUCAAAGUAGGGCACACUGUAGAUUGCAAAUGAACUUCCAUCAAGUAGUUUUAAUAGUUUUUAGGCAAAAAAUGGAGUAAAUAGGGCCCAGAACAUAUUUUCAAGAUUCCAACAUUCAAGGUUUAAAAUAUCAAACAUGUUUCAGUUCUUUUCGUUUCUUAGCGUUCCUUUUCUCACUUCUAAUUCCAGUGCCUAUUUUAUUGAGCCAUUAGUUAGGCUAAAUUCCCCUUGGAAGGAAGCUGCGUAUUAUUGUGUUUGCCCUGGCAUGUAUAACUUUGUUAAUAAACUUCAUUGUUAUUAUUAUUAUAUAAAUUCGAAACGAAUUCAUCAAAACAAUGCAUUUUUUUCUACACGAUUUUUGUACUUGUUAUUAUCUAAAUUAAAUAAUUGUAUUAAAUAAACUUAUCGUUUUUACAUUAGUAAUAAAUAAAAUUCACUUAGUUUUUAAUCGCAUCCCAAAAACCAUCCAUAGAUUUAACAACUAUGCAUUUGUUUGUAGUAGAAUAAAAUUCUUUAAUUAUGGACAUACAGGAUGGCACAAAAUAUAUUUUAGUAACGUUAUUCUAUUGGUACCGCACUAAGGAAUGUAUUGCACAAAUGAAUCCAGAGAUUUCCGCGUAAUUUAAAAUAUACCCUGGAUCUAUGCAUACUUUACAGCUAUUAAACUCCACAAUACCCAUUAUUAUGUUACACCGUCCGAAAAAUAUAUUGUUUUUUUUUUGGCUAUCGAUAUAUAAAAAAUGUCCAGAUUUUUAGAUCGGAAAUGAGGUGCGAUAACUGGUGACUUUUGAAAUGUAAUAAAAUAAAAAUAAAAUUCAUUGCAAAAAAUGAAUUUUGCAUUUAAAAGAUCAUGCGAUAAUU
Molecule: messenger RNA, 2221 nt
Organism: Cylas formicarius (sweet potato weevil)
Lineage: Eukaryota; Metazoa; Arthropoda; Insecta; Coleoptera; Brentidae
Exons: 3
Coding region: 60-1028 (322 amino acids)
Biological process (GO): multicellular organism development; proteasome-mediated ubiquitin-dependent protein catabolic process
Cellular component (GO): cytoplasm
Molecular function (GO): ubiquitin protein ligase activity; ubiquitin conjugating enzyme binding; zinc ion binding
Source: RefSeq, a predicted model, not a curated record